Molecule: messenger RNA, 1059 nt
Organism: Scheffersomyces coipomensis
Lineage: Eukaryota; Fungi; Ascomycota; Pichiomycetes; Serinales; Debaryomycetaceae
Product: U2-type spliceosomal complex subunit
Exons: 1
Coding region: 1-1059 (352 amino acids)
Biological process (GO): spliceosomal complex disassembly
Cellular component (GO): spliceosomal complex
Molecular function (GO): RNA binding
Source: RefSeq, a predicted model, not a curated record
AUGACAGCUUUUGAUGAAGAGGAGGUAUUUGCAGCAAUCGAAUCAAUGUCUACAAACGAAGGUGUAAAGUCCAUUCUAGAGGGUGCUAUUGACUUAUAUCAAUUCUUAGAAGUUGAACCUUCAUGUGAUUUGAUUGAAAUAAGGAAACAAUAUAGAAGAAAAGCCCUUAAGUAUCAUCCUGAUAAGGUUGGUGGAGAUGUCAACAAAUUCAAUUUAUUAAGUAAAGUAUAUGAGAUACUAUCACUGGAAGGAUUAAGAGGUCAAUAUGAUUCCAUAAGGUUGAUACGGCUAAACAAAGAGAAGAAUAGAGAACAAUUGCUAGAGUUGACGAGACAAUUUCAACAAGAGUUGGAGAAAGCAGAAGCUAAUGCAACUGGUACAGAUCAAGAUUUCAUUCAGAAGAGACAAUACCAUAACAACCUCGAACUCCUAAAGGAAGAAGGAUCAAGGAGAAGGCGACAACAAGAAGAAGAAUUACUCAAACUGCAACAAAAUCGUGGGCAAGCAACUACUCAACGUGAACAAUCAUAUGUAUCAUAUAAAGAUCUUAAACCACCAUCAUCAUAUUUCAAAUUUCCAUCAUCGAACGAUCUAACUAGUUAUAACGCCAAAGUGAAAUGGAAAUUCAAACCAGAAUUAAAAGAAUUAAUAACUGAUGAUGUCAUAAAGGAAAUUAUGGAGAUAUUUGGUCCUAUAAAAUCAGUGGAAAUGUUAGAAUCAGAGAAUAACAAUAGAUAUAACUACGCUUUAAUAGAAUAUACUAAUGUUCAAGAUUAUCAAAAAGCUUUGGAUCAUGAUUACAAGAGUUCAGCUAGUUUAUGGGAUGGUACCAAUGCUAGGAAAUUAGCUAGUUUAUUAAGAGAAUGUACAUCUACAACUAGUGGAUCACACAAAAGGCAUAGAGAGGAAGAGACUGAUGAAUUAAGUUUGGAAGAAUUAGUAUCGAAAGUAAAACAUCAUAAGAAUCUUUCUAAACAAUUCAAAUUACCUAUCAAGACUCAUAUUGAAAAUGUUGAUACUAUAUUAUAUAGAUAUGUUUUAGGUCAUUUAGAUCAAUAA